AGCCAAUCACAAACAGCCUUCGUCUCCUAUAAGAGUAAAGAGAGCGUCCGUCAACACACAGGACACAAACUGCAGAGCUUCAGGGAAGAUGCUACUUUGGAUUUGUCUUGUGCUUCUUGGUGAAAUCUGUCAGGUGCCAGCUGUAGGAAAAAACUCAAGUAUGACUCAGGAUAGUGGGAUCAUAACAGCUAACGUUGGGCAGAAAGUGACUUUGAAAUGUAAUUGCGAGGACGAAUCUGUAAUUUUCCUUUACUGGUACCAGCAAAUCUUGGGAGGCAAACCUGUCAUCAUAUCAACUCGAAUGCGGAACUCAGAUGCUACCAUCUCCCCCGGGUAUGAAGAAAGGUUUGGCGUCUUUGAAAAUCAUAAUGGAGGCAACAACGAUCUCACAAUCAAAGAUCUUCGCCUGUUGGAUUCAGCAAGUUAUUACUGUGGGGUUUUAGUAUUCAACGCAAUUGAAUUCGGAAAAGGAGCAUUCCUUCAUGUCAAAGCAUCGAAGUCCAACAUCAACGCGGUCGUCCAUCAGCUAGCGUUGGAGCCACUUCGGGAGGGAGACUCUGUCAAUUUGAGCUGUUCAGUGUAUGCUACAGUAUGUGAAGGGGAGCAGAGCCUCUACUGGUUCAGACAUGGUGCGGCUCAGCCUGCAAUCGUAUAUCCCAGUGCCGGACAGUGUGAACAUAUCCUUAAAGGAGGGUAUGGCAUGAGAAAUUGCACUUUAAAACUGGCUUUAAAGUCUGUGAGCUCUCCGGAUGCAGGGAUGUAUUACUGUGCGCUGGCCUCCUGUGGGGAGAUCGUGUUUGGAAAUGGAACCAGAGUGGAGAUUUUAAGAGAUUCAACCAAUCAACGAUUUCUGCUGGUGUAUUGCUUCAGUUUGGCAUUGGCUGUUUCCAUUAUUGUGAUCCUCGCCUUGGCUUACAUUAUGUACAAGCUGAAAACAAAGUCUUGCACCGUCUGCAAAGGAACUGUUUCUCAUCAGGCGUGUUCAGCUUCUGAUACUUUGAGCCAAGAUGCAGACAUUCUCCAUUAUGCUGCUCUGAGUCUGAACCGAUCCAGAGAACGACCUCACCAUGAAGACAACGUGGAAAGUGUUUGUGUCUACUCUAGAGUAAAAAGCAGGAAAGUUUGAAGUACAAAACCAUCUAUUCUUCCUGUCAAUCUAUCGCAAGAGAACUUCACUUGACUAUGUUCAGAAUUAAAUAAUGUUGAAUGAAUUGAACAUGUGAAAUAUGUUCUAAGAUACCAUUUGCCAAGACUAUACAUUUCUUUAUACAAAGCAAGCUCAUAAAAAACACUAUGUCUAUUAAUAUCUUCCUUUGCCAGAAACAGAAGCAUUGGUUGCACCUUUCAAUCUAAAGCCGCCCCUCUUCGUUUACUUUUCACUCCUGCGGUAAAGGUGGUGUGAACAACAGAGUAGAAGUUUCCAUCAGUGGAAACAACAGUUCGAGCAGCGCAUGAUCACAGGAAGACUGGCCUUUGUGCAACUAGGGUAAGGGUUAACACCAAUGACUUGUCAAAGAUGAUGUUAAAGAAUGUUCACAUACCUAUAACUCCAACGGUCCAGAUAUAUUUCUUAGCUCAUGUGAAGUCUGGUUUGAUUGAAGCUUUCAAGUCAUUCUAUUAAACUUAGUUUUAGUCAUCGGUCACAGCUAAGUUUCACAGUUUCAUUUCCCCAAAACUCAUCUGCCCAAGUUUGACCCCAAGACAGGCUUUUCUAGGAAAUGUGUCAAAAAUGCAAUUUCCAGAACUCUUGUCGUUGAUAGAGAUACAAAAACAUGGGUAUUCUCAGAUAAAAAUACUAAAUAACAACAUUUUCUUUUUCCCAUUUGGCUGGGCAAUAUGGCUCCAAAUACAAAGAGGAUAUUAUGUAAUACAUUAUAUGCAAGAUAUAUGAUAGUGUCAGUCUGGAAAC
Messenger RNA from Gymnodraco acuticeps, 1909 nucleotides. RefSeq lists its product as uncharacterized. Lineage: Eukaryota; Metazoa; Chordata; Actinopteri; Perciformes; Bathydraconidae. The record is from RefSeq and is a predicted model, not a curated record. Gene Ontology annotation, biological process: response to bacterium. The transcript is spliced from 5 exons. The coding region runs from base 89 to 1126 and encodes 345 amino acids.